This is a messenger RNA of Achroia grisella, 2106 nucleotides long. RefSeq names its product WD repeat-containing protein 26. Gene Ontology annotation, cellular component: GID complex. Gene Ontology annotation, biological process: proteasome-mediated ubiquitin-dependent protein catabolic process. The record is from RefSeq and is a predicted model, not a curated record. Gene Ontology annotation, molecular function: protein binding. Bases 56 to 1783 code for a protein of 575 amino acids. Lineage: Eukaryota; Metazoa; Arthropoda; Insecta; Lepidoptera; Pyralidae. The transcript is spliced from 11 exons.
CCGGCCGCCGCGCAAGCGGACCCGCAGGCUGUCGCCGCCGGCCCGGCCCGCAGCCAUGCACCAGCCGUGCGCCAACGGCGCACCGCCCCAGCUGCACCUCAACGGCGAUGCCUCCGCGCGGAACGGCGACUUGCAACCGCCAGGCCUCCGCAUGGGCCAGACCGACCAGGAGAUCGUGCGGCUCAUCGGCCAGCACCUCGUCUCCAUUGGACUUGAACGCAGUGCAUCUCUGCUGAUGGAGGAGUCUGGUCUGCACUUGGAGCACCCGGCAGCGGCUACGUUCCGACAGCACGUCCUCGCCGGCGACUGGGUGAAGGCCGACCACGACUUGCGCGCGCUUCACGAUCUGUUGCGCGACUCGCCGAACGUCGACCCCCACAAUCUCGCCGAGAUGAAGUUCGUGGUGCUAGAACAAAAGUACCUGGAACACCUGGAGGCGGGGCGCGUGCUGGACGCGCUGCACGUGCUGCGCAACGAGCUGACGCCGCUGCAGCACGACACGCCGCGCGUGCACCGGCUGUCCGCGCUCAUGAUGUGCGCCGACGCUGCUGAGCUGCACGCGCGCGCCUCCUGGCCUGGAGCUGGUCCGCCUUCGCGUGCAGCCGUACUCGCGCGCGUUCAGGCGGUGCUGCCGCCGGCGCUGAUGAUGGCGCCGGGGCGGCUGCGCGCGCUGCUGGCGCAGGCGGCGGCGCAGCAGGCGGCGCGGUGCAGGUUCCACGCCGCGCCGCGCCCCGAGCCCGCGCCGCCCGCGCCGCCCGGGCCCGGGGCGCAGGGCCCGCUGGCCGCCGCGCUGGCGCCGCCCGACCACCACAUCCCCUUCACGCUGCUCGCUGACCACCAGUGCUCGGCUGACAACUUCCCCAUCCACUCGCUGCAGGUAUUGAACGAGCAUUGCGAUGAGGUGUGGUAUUGCAAGUGGUCUCCCGACGGGUCCAAGCUCGCAUCUGGUUCCAAAGACAACACCGUCAUGAUAUGGGACUUCGAUCCCGCCGCUAAAAGACUAACAUUUAGAAAGUCACUGGAGGGCCACACCUACGGCGUGUCAUACCUGGCGUGGAGCCCCGACGGCCGUUACCUGAUCGCUGCCGGCCCAGAGAACUGCCCCGAUCUCUGGAUAUGGAACAUGGAGACGGAACAACUCCACCAAAAGAUGACUCAGUCGCAAGAGGACUCUCUGACGGCGGUGGCGUGGCACGCCGGCAGCGACAAGUUCGUGUGCGGCGGCGGCAGCGGACAGUUCUAUCACUGCGGACUCGACGUACGUACCGCACACAUUUCAUCCUACAAAGGAUAUCGGAACAACCUCACCGACACACACGCAACCUGUCAGUACUCGCUCCCCACACACACGCACCACCGCGUGCGAGCGUACGACUUCACAGACCUCACCGACCGCAACCUGAUCCAGGAAGAACACGCGGUAAUGGCGAUGACGCUGAAUGCCAACGACACGCUGCUGCUGCUCAACGUCGCCAACCAGGGCGUGCACCUGUGGGAUAUACGUGCUCGCGCGCUGGUGCGUCGGUUCCGGGGCCUCAGCCAGGGACACUUCACCAUCCACGCGUGCUUCGGCGGCGCCCAUCAAGACUUCAUCGCCUCCGGGUCAGAGGAUAACAAGGUGUAUAUAUGGCACAUCAACGGCGAGGAGCCCAUCGCAGUGAUCACGGGCCACACGCGGUGUGUCAACGCGGUCGCCUGGAACCCCGUGCAUCAUGACGUCAUAGUGUCCGCCUCCGACGACUACUCGCUGCGGCUGUGGGGCCCGCGCGAACAACGCACCUAGCGCGCGCCCAUCACCCUGUGCGACUUCAUGCGACCCCGCGCGACCUCACGCGACACCGCGCGACCCCGCGCGACCUCACGCGACACCGCGCGACCCCGCGCGACCUCACGCGACCACUCGCGACCUCACGCGCCCACACUCGCCCGUCUGAACUGAAUUGCUUUAAUUACAAUAAUGAUAUAUUCGAAUAGAACUGUUUGAUUACUCGUAAUAACCAGAAAUCAUUGGAAAUAGAACCGUGUGUAUAUAGAAACAAUGACCAAUUUCAGAUUGCCCCCACUCGUAUAUAAUUCUUACAAGGGCAGUUUUAAAGGCACAUAUUA